Microthlaspi erraticum is the source of this 1347-nucleotide messenger RNA. The record is from the annotation of a GenBank genome assembly. NCBI's taxonomy places the organism in Eukaryota, Viridiplantae, Streptophyta, Magnoliopsida, Brassicales, Brassicaceae.
AUGUCGACUCCGACGACCUCUCCGACUUCCCGACGAAAAUCUCAGCGGAAACGUGCCUCUGCAGUAGCAGAAGAAGAGCCAACAACGAAGAAGAACAAAACCGAUCAAUCGGCUUCCCGGACCAUCUGGAACGACGAACAAGAGCUCGCUCUGAUAAAGGGAUUUGUGGGUUAUAGAGCUGAAACAGGACUCCAACCAAACUCUGAUUGGGAUGCUUUUCAUCGUUACCUCGGAGAUUUCGAUUGCAUUGCUGGGAAAUACUCUAAAGAGCAGAUUCGGCAAAAGAUGGGAUCGUUAAAGAGAAAAUUCUUCACUAGCCUUGGGAAAAUCGAUCAAGGAGAAGAAGAGCCCAUCUCUAGUGACUCUUUUAGAUACUCCAAAAUGAUUUGGGGCCAAAACGAUUCUCAUACCGCUGAUGAGAGAGUGAAUUUUAAUCAGGAGGAGACAGCUGAGGAAGAAGAAGAGCAAGUUGCUGCUGCUAAUGUUCAACUUCAACCUUUAAAUGUGGACUUGGCUCCCCGGACCAACAAGAUCUGGAACGACGAACAAGAGCUCGCUCUGUUAAAGGGAUUUGUGGGUUACAAAGCUGAAACAGGACUGGAACCAAACUCUGAUUGGGAUGCUUUUCAUCGUUUCCUGGGAGAUUCCUCCGAUUACAUGGCCGCUGCGAAAUUCUCUAAAGAGCAGAUUCGGCAUAAGAUCGGUUAUUUAAAAGCAAAAUUCUUUACUCGCAUUGGGAAAAUCAAUCAAGGGGAAGAGCCCAUCUCUACUGACGCUUUUAGAUACUCCAACAUGAUCUGGGGCGAAAUCGAUUCCCAAAUCUCUAAUCAGAGAGUGAAUCUUAAUCAGGAGGAGGAACAUGUUGAAGUCGAGCAAGUUGAUGCUGCUGCUGAUAAUGUUCAACUUCAACCUUUAAACGUCGACUUGGUGAAUCAAGAGGAGGAACACACUGAAGACGAGCAAGUUGUUGCUCCUGCUAUUGUUCAACCUUUAAACGUCGACUUGGUUAAUCAGGAGGAGGAACACAUUGAAGACGAGCAAGUUGCUGCUGCUGCUGCUAAUGUUCAACCGGAGAAUGUGGGAGCGAGAACUGAGGUUGAUACUGAUGAUAUCGUUGCUGCUGAAGAGUCAAGAACGGUGAGGGAUGCAUUUGAGACGCUGGUGCCGCACCAAGCUAUAAGCGAGUCUAAGAAGAAGUGGCAGCUUCGGAACUUGACGAACCUUGAGGCCGGAAGAAGAAGAGAAAUCAGCCAGGCGUGGGAAGCAUUAUCCGCUGAGAAAGUGCAAAUGAAGAUGAAGAAGCUCAGGCUUUUGGCAAGGCUCGUGGAGGCAGCGAAUGGUGAAUGA